Molecule: messenger RNA, 1002 nt
Organism: Penicillium hordei
Lineage: Eukaryota; Fungi; Ascomycota; Eurotiomycetes; Eurotiales; Aspergillaceae
Product: putative oxidoreductase, 2OG-Fe(II) oxygenase family
Exons: 3
Coding region: 1-1002 (333 amino acids)
Molecular function (GO): dioxygenase activity
Source: RefSeq, a predicted model, not a curated record
AUGAUGCUUCCCCUAGCGAAAUUGCAAAUCAUCGAUCUCGCUCUGUUGCAAGACGGCGACAACGGCGAAAUCAGACGUCUUCUCGAGGCCAGCAGGGAAAAUGGCAUUUUCUAUCUUAACCUUCAAUGUAUCGAAGGAAAAAUGUCGACAAUCAUUGAUACAUUGUACGAGCUCACCAGGGGUUUGUAUGACAUGCCUUACGAGGAGAAAAUGAUGUACGAUGUCGACAAACUGGGCGAAAUGAAAUGCAACGGUUACAAACCGGUGGGGAGGAAUUUCGGAGGGCUCUCUGCCCAGCGAGAUGGGUUCGAGACCUACGCAAUUCCUAAAAGCGGAAUUCUUGGUUUGGAGGGCCACCAAGACUUCAGCCGCCCAUUCAUCAUCGACAAAUAUAUGGGCACACUCAAAGACUUUACACAGACCGUCCACUCCAUCGCUGAUACAGUCAAUGACAGCCUGUCGUCUGCGCUCCAGAUACCACAAUCAGCUAACCUGAAGCUCUUUCAUCGCCUGAACGCUCCAUCGUCAGACAUUCUUCGACUUCUCAAGUAUCAGGCCCAGCCAAUUGAACAACGCGGUGCACCGCACGCCGCCCACACAGACCUAGGAACUCUCACAUUCCUCUUUACUGAGCAACCUGGACUUCAAAUUUGCACUACUAGCACUAAUGACUGGGAAUGGGUAUUACCCAUGAAGAAUCACGCUAUUGUCAACCUUGGGGAUUCAAUGUCUCUUCUUACCAAUGGAUAUCUGCGUUCCUGCAUACACAAAGUUGGCCCGUUGCCUAAUACGGCUAUGCCGACGCGAUAUUCGUUUGCCUAUAUGGUCCGCCCAGAGGACCAGACCCCGAUGACCGGGCAAGAGACAUCGUUGAUUCCGCCUAGGGUUUCGAAUGAACCAAUACUCACCGGCGCUCAGUGGCUAAGGAAGAAGUUCAAGGUUCUCCGUUCGGAAUUAAGGCCCACGGAUCAGGACUGGGUGAUGACAGGACAACAGUUGUAG